AUGCUGCCCAGCUCCAUCCAGAUUUCGGGGGAGCCGCUGUCCGGCGCCGAGGUGCGGGACAUCUGCCGUGGCCUGCGCGACAACGCCGUGCGCCUGCUCUCACUGCGCGGCUGCCGCCUCUGCGACCGCGACUUCGGCCGCAUCUGCCGGGCCCUGGCCGGGGCCACGUCCCUGGCGCAGCUCAACCUUAACCUAGGCGUCGUGUCCAGUCCCGGCCGCAUCAAGCAGCUGGCGGAGGCGCUGCGGACCAACCGCUCCAUCCAGUCCCUCUUCCUGCAUGGGAGCCCCCUGACAGAUGCGGGGCUGGCCUUGCUGAACCCGGCGCUGGCCCUCCACCCUGCCCUUGUGGCUCUGGACCUGGGGGACUGCAUGCUGGGUGAUGAAGCCAUCAAUCUCAUCUGUGGCCUCCUCCCCCCAGAUGGAGCCAAGUCAGGCUUGAAGGAGCUGACGCUGAGUGCCAACCCUGGCAUCACCCCUAAGGGCUGGAGCCGCCUCGCGAUUGCGGUGGCCCACAGCUCCCAGGUCCGCGUCCUCAACCUGGACUACAACCCCCUGGGUGACCACGUGGCAGGAAUGCUGGCUGUAGCUGUGGCCUCCAGCCGCACCUUAGAGGUCCUAGACUUGGAGGGCACGGGCCUUACCAACCAGUCAGCUCAGACCCUGCUGGACAUGGUAGAAAAUUACCCCACGGCCUUGCGGAGCCUGGUGCUGGCUGAGAACAGCAUUAGCCCAGAGCUGCAGCAACAGAUCUGUGAUCUGCUCUCCGAGGGAGAGGAGGAGGAGGAGUUGGCGGGAGGGGCCGGCGACACGCAGGAACCCGAGAGAGGGCGGGGGCCUGCUGCCCAGCCGUCCUGGAUGUGCCCCGGUGAAUCCAGCUCUCAGAUGGUGCUCAUGACUUCAGGACUAGGCGACAGUCUGUUGGCCGAGACCGAGAUGUGA
Messenger RNA from Neomonachus schauinslandi (Hawaiian monk seal), 939 nucleotides. RefSeq names its product leucine rich repeat containing 73 (gene LRRC73). The record is from RefSeq and is a predicted model, not a curated record. The transcript is spliced from 6 exons. Lineage: Eukaryota; Metazoa; Chordata; Mammalia; Carnivora; Phocidae. Bases 1 to 939 code for a protein of 312 amino acids.